CGAUUGUGGAAAAAGUAUGUCAGUUUUAUUUUAAUCAACCGACAGUGAGAAUCUAAUCUGCUUAAGCACACAAUGAGUCCAUUUGUUAUUAUCGCUGUUCUGUCCACUUUGGCACUCUCAGCCAACGCUAGUCUUCUUGGCGCACCUGCACCACUUGCAUACGCCGCGACACCAGCUGCCUACGCUAGCGGUCCAGUCUAUGCUCGUUAUGCCGCUGCCCCAGCUCCUUUAGUUGCCGCCGCUCCAGCUCCACUCGCCGCUGCUGCACCCAUUGUGAAACCAAUUGUUGCCAGGACUUAUGCUGCCGCUCCAGCACCACUCCUUUCUUUUAGGUCUGUAGCUGCCCCAGUUGCUGCUCCUCUUGCCGCACCUGCACCAAUUGUUGCCGCUAAAGCUUUGGCCGCCCCAGUCGCCGCUCCAGUUGCUGUUGCUGCCGACAUUGUUGACCCACACCCCCAAUAUACCUAUGCUUACAAUGUACAGGAUGCUUUGACCGGUGACUCGAAAACUCAAGAGGAGACUCGUGAUGGUGACGUCGUUCGUGGCUCAUACUCGCUCAUCGAACCCGAUGGUUCCCGUCGUAUUGUCAACUACUAUGCUGACCCCAUCAACGGUUUCAACGCUGUCGUCCAAAAGGAUGUGCCAGUGGCCGCAGUUGCUCCCGUCGUUGCUGCCAAAGCUGUUGCAGCCCCCAUUGUGGCUGCUCCAGCACCAGUCGUUGCCAAUUCCUUAGCCGCUCCAAUUGUGGUCUAAACUAAGGGAAUCAAACCGGAUUGUUAACCA
Messenger RNA from Anastrepha ludens (Mexican fruit fly), 783 nucleotides. RefSeq names its product larval cuticle protein A3A (gene Cpr64Ad). Gene Ontology annotation, cellular component: extracellular matrix. The record is from RefSeq and is a predicted model, not a curated record. The coding region runs from base 73 to 753 and encodes 226 amino acids. The transcript has 2 exons. Lineage: Eukaryota; Metazoa; Arthropoda; Insecta; Diptera; Tephritidae.